Messenger RNA from Vanrija pseudolonga, 2081 nucleotides. Its product is annotated as putative DNA-directed RNA polymerase III subunit rpc6. The transcript is spliced from 7 exons. The record is from RefSeq and is a predicted model, not a curated record. Gene Ontology annotation, biological process: transcription by RNA polymerase III. Bases 118 to 1956 code for a protein of 612 amino acids. Gene Ontology annotation, cellular component: RNA polymerase III complex. NCBI's taxonomy places the organism in Eukaryota, Fungi, Basidiomycota, Tremellomycetes, Trichosporonales, Trichosporonaceae.
CAACGCCCCCGUUUCUCCUACACCCUCCAACACACUCGAGCAUCUCACCCACGCUCAAGAGCACAGAUUAGCAACAAGCCUGGCGGGCAUAGUCGUCUACAACACAGACUGCCAGCCAUGUCGGCUAAGCUCUCCAGCGUGGAGCAGAAGGUCUACAACAAGGUCAUGGCUUCCAAGAAGAAGGCCAUGACCUUGCCUCAGAUCGAGGCUGCCAUCCCCGGACUGUCCAAGAAGGAGCUCAACACUGCCAUCAACAACAUUGUCAAGUUUAAACUGUUCGCGCCUACCAAGAGCAAUGAGGGCGCGGUCAUCUUCCAUGCAGUUGCUGUCGAAGCGGCGAAGAAGCAGAAUACCCUGACGAUCGAGCAACAGUUUGUGUUGGGCAUCAUCGAGAAGGCCGGCAACAAGGGUAUUUCCAAGAGCAUGACCUCGUUGCAAGUCAACCCGGACGUCAUGCCCCGUUCCCAGGUCUUAAAGUGCGUGGACUCGCUUGAGAAGCUCGGUCUCAUCAAGUCGUUCAAGAGCGUAAACGUGGGUUUCAGCGGUGUGAAGGCAGGUGCUGAUGAACAGGGCCCCAUCACUCCAUUGUUCAUCCUGGCCAAUUUGAACCCUCCAGAGGACAUUGCUGGUGGCAUCUGGUUCGACGAGAGCAAGGAGUACGAUUCAGCCUUUGUCGACACGCUGAAGGAAGUCGUGCUCGGCUUUGUGACGAACAAGACUUUCCCCAACCAGAAGGGCAAGGAUUCCAUCUCAAAGCUUGUCGCCAACCCUAUCCACCCCAUCGGCAAGACGCCUGCGCUCCCUACGCCGGAACAAGUGCUUCGCUACAUCCUCGCCACCAAGGUUACAAGCGCCGCACUCAGCGUGAAGAACGUAAUGGAAAUUGCCCGUGCUCUCGAACUUGACGGUCUCAUUGAAGCUAUCAAGCCCGUCGGCGGCGUCUCCGUCGAGCAGCGCUACGAGUCGGACUCGGACGGAGAGCCAGCACCCAAGCGCCGCCGAGCCAAGGACUCUGACGACGAGAUAGACCCCGAGGAGCGCGCACGACGGGAGCGCAAGAACCGAGAAAAGCUCAAGGCCAAGCUAAAGGAGAAGAAGCGUGAGGAGAAGCGCCGCGAGAAGGAGAAGAAGGCACGCGCGAAGGAGAAAGAGAAGGAGAAGCGUCGCAAAGAAAAGGAGAAGGAGAAGCGCCGCAAGGAGAAGGACCGCAAGAGGAAGGAGAGGGAUCAGAAGAAGAAGGGCAAAUCCAAGGAGUCAAAGUACAUUGACUCUGACGAUGAGCCCCUCCGUGAGCUUGACGACUCUAGCCCCGUGGCACCCAAGCGCAAGCGUGUCAUCGAGUCUGGCUCCGAGUCAGACCCAAUCUCCUCCGACUCGGACACGGACAGCUCGUCUGACUCGGACACCGAUUCUGAUUCCGAUUCCGACUCGGACGUCUCGUCGGUUGCAUCUGAAGACAUUGACUCGGGCCACAUUUCACUCAAGCCCAAGUCGUCGACCGUUGGUAUCUCGGCGAACCCAUUCUUCUCAAGCGACGGCUCCAACACCCUCAUCGAUCUCGACGACCAGGCUGUGGUUUACCGCGCCACCCGCCGUCUGACCAUCCCCCUUGGCCAGAUGCAGGCCCCGUGCGGCGGCUGCCCGCAAUUCAACUUUUGUGAAGAGGACGGCCCCGUCAACCCGUCGGGCUGCUCGUACUUCUCGGACUGGCUCUCCGGCACCAACGGUGGCUGGACUGCAGAAGUCAAGGCGGAGAAGGCUGCCAAGGCCGCCGAGGAGGAGAAGGCUCGCCGCCGUGCCCUCGCCGAGGCCAACGGCGAACCCGACCCAGAACAGGUCAACGGGGACGAGACCGUGCUCUACGAGGAGGGCGUGUAUGAGGAGGGCGGCGAGUACGAGGAGGGUGACUACGCCGAGGAGGAGGACUAUGAGGAGAACGGCGACCUGAACUUCUAGAGCAGGUCACUGAGAAAAGGGGGUCAUUGCCCACAAGAGGACGUCACGAUAGUUCCUUGUCCACCACACCAUGGCUCUUAGCAUGGCUGUUUAGCAUUUACAUUGCAUUGUGCUGUAUAUUAGUG